AAAGCGGACUUCUGAUUGGGCCACCUCAUCGCCAAGACUAGCAUGGCUGACAUGAACAUGUGUGCCGGUGUUUUCCUAAUAUUUUUGACCGUUUUGCACCUUGUGCAAAGCGACAUUGUUAAAGGUUCGGUACCGCUUAAUUCAGGAGUGUUUGACAAAAUCAUCAGCAAACAUCAAGUUGUUCUGGUCAAGUUUGAUGAAACCUAUCCUUAUGGUGAAAAGCAAGAUGAAUUCAAGAAGGUUGCCGAAGCAAGUUUUUCCCAGCCGGACCUCCUUAUUGCAGAGGUUCAAAUUGCAGAUUAUGGUGACAAAGAUAACGCUGACUUGGGCGAGAGAUUUGGCAUAAAGAAGGAGGAUCAUCCUGUCUACAAGAUGUUUGUGAAAGGGAAAGACAAGCCACUCACAUUCCUGGGAAAAGAUAAGAAAGCAGAUGAUGUAAAAAAAUUCAUCAUGAAGGAGUCUGGUUUGUGGCUGGGUCUCCCCUCCUGCCUGGAGGAGUUUGAUCAGCUGGUGAAGGAGUUCCACGCCGCUAGUGGUGACGCCAAGAAGAAGGUGAUCGAGAAGUCCGAGGCCUCCGCCAAGGCAAUCUCAAAUGAAAGCGAGAAAACCUCAGCUGAAAUUUAUGUCAAAACAAUGAAAAAGGUUUUAGAAAAAGGGGAAGGGUUUAUUGACUCAGAAAUAGAACGGGUUGAAAAAUUAAAGGACGGAAAAGUCAGUGACAAAAAGAAAGAACAGUUGGGAAACCGCCUAAAUAUUCUGACAUCUUUCCAGCUGAGAAUAAGGGAUGAGCUUUAAGUUGGUGAUUUGGGUUGAAUUAUGCAUCCAGCUUUCAAUCUAAUGCAAAUGUUUUAUUUUGUCAUUUACUCUUAAGCGUUUUAACAAACAUAUCCUUUCCUUGAUUUCAAUCUUUUUCUAACUUGAGAUUUGUGCACCAGUCUUACAACUGCUGAAAGGUUAUCACUUGAAUACAACAGAACGUUCCACUUCACUGCUUGCACUACAGGUGCUGAAAAGAAAACACGCUGACUUUGAUUCUGUGAGUGAUCUUUGGCCCAUGGUUGCCUAAUGCUGGUACAGGGAGGUAGAGCUGGUGUUGGUUGUCAAAUGCCCAUCUGUUUGUGGUAAUGACUAAUUAGCGACACUUAAUUUGAGAGAAUCUUACCAGUCAGGAUGGCUAAUGCUUUGGUGAUUCUGCUUCCGAUUGUUAUUUUGAUAGCAACAUGUGUUUUCCCAUAUGUUGUGAAAUUCAUGUUUUUUACAAUUUAUGGAAUCCUUGGGAUCUCAUGUUUGUAAUUUCUAUUUAGAAGUGAAACAUAAAUAUGUCCCUAGACUUACACUGUUUUGUGUAAUACUGGUUUGAAAUAUCCAGCUACGACAGGGUACUGUGUGACACGGAUCGUUACAACAGGGUUCGAUUUCAGGAAUGUGAUUUAACUUGCGUGUUGACAUGAAAAAUAAGUUACACCAGACAUUACCAGGUUGCACCCUGAUCCAUAAAUUGAUCAAAUUUGAAACAUAGGUGCAUAAACUAGUCUGAAUAUGUACAAUCUCGGAUCUCUCAAUGACCGUGUCAUGAAUUACAAACAACACGGAUUAGUGACGUAAUAAGGUAAAUAAAGCUAAGGAGAUAUUGAGUGUUCAAAGAUUGAUGUGUGGACAAGGAUUAGUUGGACACAAUUUCUUUUUUACAUGCAUUUGGUACAUGUAGACAUGAACAUUAGGUUGCGUUUUUCGAUAAUAGGUUGCACUGACGUUUUAUAUAGUUAAAUCGAGCCCUGUUAUAUGCAUAUAAGCAUAUCGAUGUACGUGUGUUGCUAGCUGAGCUUACCAAAGACCAUGAAGGAAGUCGCCAUAUAUUUUCCCAUUGUUUUGUCUAUCACUGUGAGUAAGGAUGUUUUGGAACUAGUUGUCAUGAGGUCAUUUAUUUGCAUCGGAUUACACUUGUUGCUGAAUUUAUCAACAUGAAUCUUUGAUAGGCCCCUCUGUUGUUUGAACUUCUUCAUGUGCAGCAGAAUAAGUGGCGAUGGUCACAGUUUUGGUCAUGACAAAUAGGUAUCCAUGUUUGAUACUGCCUCUUCAUCAUUUGUGUAGAAUAGUAAUAUUUUACAAAAUUGUUUUUUCACACUGGAAAUGCAGGAGUGGUAAUUUCCAUUUGCUUACAAUAUUUGGUCAGUAUUGUGCAUUUAUUUUAUCUUCUUGUGGUUACAUUUUACUAUUGUUAUUGUCAUCAUAAUAAGUUAUUGUUGUGGUAAUGUACCAGUAGUAUAAAAUUAAGGAUUUACAUUGCAUACUCUUGUAUUAGACUCAUCUAGAACGAGACAGUGUAGGACCCAGCUGUUGAUCGCGUACCUGUAUUGCUACCAAAACUUUGCGGGCAAAGACUGAAGAAGUUGAGUCAGCUCUCUUCAUAGACAAUGUGCUGUGAUUGGUCUUUAUUGUAAGGUUAAUUGAUUUGGGUUCAUUCUGAUUGAGGCACCUGAGGGUUUCAUAUUUGUAAUACAUGGGUAUUGUAAAUCCACUUAUAUUUUGUAAGUUUAUGAUUUAUUUUAUAGAUUUCUUUUGAGAUGGAACUGUGAGCACAACAAUGGUGUCUGACAAUUGUUCAAUGCAAAUGUUUUAAAUUAUUAUCAGCAAGCAAUGCUUUUGGUAAAUAUGGCCGGUGAGAAUUAAGUACCUGAUUAUCAGUGGGUAUCUGGUAUCUUGAUCACAAUCAAUAUUGUCUCACCACCAUUGUCAAGCUGAAUCAAAUCGCUUCCUACAUAGGAUACUUUUGUUACGACUUUUUACUGCCCAGCAGGGAAUCUGUUAAACUAAUAUUAUUGACUGAACUUUAGAGAUUGUUUUAGUUUGAGGGCAUGAAUGAUUGUUGUAAGAUCGACCAAUGAAUGUUGUGUGUGGGAUAUGUCAAGUAAUAAAAGAAUUCCUAAACAAA
Haliotis rufescens (red abalone) is the source of this 2932-nucleotide messenger RNA. Its product is annotated as endoplasmic reticulum resident protein 29-like. The coding region runs from base 43 to 795 and encodes 250 amino acids. The transcript is spliced from 4 exons. Gene Ontology annotation, cellular component: endoplasmic reticulum; endoplasmic reticulum lumen. Lineage: Eukaryota; Metazoa; Mollusca; Gastropoda; Lepetellida; Haliotidae. Gene Ontology annotation, biological process: protein secretion. The record is from RefSeq and is a predicted model, not a curated record.